AUGAAGGGUAAUGAAGAAACAUUUGCAUCUGAAACAAUUUCUUCUUCUGCUCUCCCAAAUUAUGCCCCAGAAAUGUUAAAAGAAGAAAAUGAAAAGGAACAACAAAUGACGGCUGCUCCUGGGGCUCAAUGCGGUUUUCUUUUUUAUAAAAAUUUUUUGAAAAUUUUUCGAAUUUUAGGUCCUCUAGACAUUUGUACAGGAGGGUCAACUUGUGUUGAAGGACUAUGUCUCUGUCCUGCAGGAACGCGUCCAUCCGUUAAAAGUAACAACUGCGAAACGUUUGAACAACGAAAAUCGUCUAUUCAACAAGAACAAAAUAAAAAGGAAUAUUCAAAAUAUACAAAUAAAAUUCCUAGAAUGCAGCCUGGACCGAUUGGUCGUCCAUAUGCUCGUCCAUCUGAAAGUUGUGCAAAUAGAGAAAUAUGUACAGGAGGUUCUGUAUGCCAAAAUUCUAAUAAGAUUUGUGAAUGCCCUCCAAGCAAAUCAAUCCUUCGCAAUCACAUUUGUAUUCAAUCUGAUGAACCUCCAAUGCUUAGGGAUGUACAUGCAUUCCCUGGCGACAAAUGCAAUUCUGAAACAAAUUGUGAAAGAGAAUCUGUUUGUGUGGAAGGAACGUGUCGGUGUCAAAACAAUGAAUUUACUCCAAAAAGUGGAAAUUGUACAAAAAGGAGUGUUGGCGAUUCUUCUGCAUCUGUUCAAUCGCCAAGUACUUUUGAGGCUGUUAAUGCGGAUUAUGACAACGUUUUGCCUCCAGUUCAAUUACCAGAAGAAGGAAGCAGUGUUGAAGUUCAACAUCCAAGAAUUAGUGGCCCUCCACUCAAAAAGCAUUCUUCCUCCUCCUCGUCUUUAAUAUCAAAUAUACUUCCUCAAUUAACCAAAAAUGAGCCACCAAUUAAAGGAGUUUGUCCUCCAGGAAAUUCGCCAACAAUAAGUAGAUCAACUGGACAAAUAAUUAAAUGUAAUGGAAUGACACCAAAUUGUCCACCGAAAAGUUAUUGUUUUGUUACAGGAGACGCCAGUGAAACUUAUAACUGCUGUAAAUCGUAUUAA
Molecule: messenger RNA, 1050 nt
Organism: Meloidogyne enterolobii
Lineage: Eukaryota; Metazoa; Nematoda; Chromadorea; Rhabditida; Meloidogynidae
Source: the annotation of a GenBank genome assembly